AAAAUUAAUAAAUAAUUAAUGAGUAGAAAUACCCUUUUACGCUUUAGUUUCAAUAGUAAACCAAUUUUAUCUUCUUUUUAUCCAGAAUUAUCUUUUUUGAAAUGUAAAAAAAGGUCAAUUUGGAUCCAAUCUGAGAAAACACCUAAUGAAAAUGCAAUUAAAUUUAUUCCUGGUGUUAAUAUUCUACCAGAGUCCCUUACAUCUAUAGAAUACUUGAAUAGCCAUCAGGCAACAUCAUCACCUCUUGCAAAAAAGCUUUUUGCUAUUGAUGGAGUUAAAUAUGUGUUUUAUGGACCUAAUUAUAUAACUAUUACAAAACAUUCAAAAAAUGCAUGGAGUCCUCUUAAACCAGAGAUUUUUUCGAUUAUUAUGGAACAUAUAAGUUCGGGCCAACCUAUCUUUUUACCUGAAACACAAGAUUUAGGUUCAAAUGUAAAUACAGAAGAUGAUUCAGAAGUGGUUUCUAUGAUUAAAGAAUUAUUGGAAACACGGAUUCGUCCAGUUAUUCAAGAAGAUGGAGGAGAUGUUGAAUAUAGAGGGUUUGAUAAUGGAAAGGUUUUUCUUAAACUUAAGGGUGCUUGUAAAACAUGUGAUUCAUCUGUUAUUACUUUAAAAAAUGGUAUAGAAAAUAUGUUAAUGCAUUAUAUACCCGAUGUAAAAGGAGUUGAACAUGUAAUGGAUAAAGAUGAAGAAGUGGGCAUUAAAGUAAAGCAAUAG
Molecule: messenger RNA, 717 nt
Organism: Pneumocystis murina B123
Lineage: Eukaryota; Fungi; Ascomycota; Pneumocystomycetes; Pneumocystales; Pneumocystaceae
Exons: 1
Coding region: 19-717 (232 amino acids)
Biological process (GO): iron-sulfur cluster assembly
Cellular component (GO): mitochondrion
Molecular function (GO): iron-sulfur cluster binding; iron ion binding
Source: RefSeq, a predicted model, not a curated record